UGGUGGAGGGUACAAAGAGGCCUCUUUCAGGGCUGCUGUCACAUCUGAGGUGGGAGAGUGGAGCCUGUGUGAGAACACACACAUCAUCAACAGGCUCCCUCCCUCUGGAUGUAAUGCAGUGAUCUGAGCGCCGCUCGGUGCAUCGUGCCUCCAUCCAUCCAUCCCGCAGCCUGCACGCCCUGCAGACCUUCUGCGGCCUCCCGGGCGGGGCUCCAUCACUCGGUAUAAGAGGGCAGAAUGGUCCGAUGGGUGGAGGGAGACUCUCUCUUGGACCUGCUGCGACCUUCUGCUCCUCCUCUUCCUCCUCCAUCCUCGUGUCGGGACCACCGCCCCUCCUCCAGCACCAUGGACAGCUCCGGGAUGCUCCGCGGGCUGCUGCUGCUCGGCCUGCUGUCCGUCCUGUGUCACGGCCAGGCGUCCCAGGAGGUGUCCGCCGAGGACCUGGGAGAGCAGAGACUAGAGCCAGCAGCGGACAGAGACCUGAUCGAAGCUCUGGAGAGUCUGCUGGGCAGGAUGCACAGUCGAGUUGCCAACACUGAGAAGCGAGGGAUCAUCCCACUGUGUGUGAUGGGUGACCGUUGUGCCAUGAAGUACGGGCCUCGCAUCGGGAAGCUCUGCGACUGCGGCAGAGGAGCCAACUGCAACUCCUACCUGCUCAAGUGCAUCUGAAGCACGGAGGACUGUUUUCCACAUCAGCAGGACCAAACACAUUCCAGCAGGCUGUUCAGCUUCCAUGCACAAACUCACCGUCCA
This is a messenger RNA of Salarias fasciatus (jewelled blenny), 753 nucleotides long. RefSeq names its product cocaine- and amphetamine-regulated transcript-like (gene cartl). The coding region runs from base 238 to 669 and encodes 143 amino acids. The record is from RefSeq and is a predicted model, not a curated record. Gene Ontology annotation, biological process: adult feeding behavior; cellular response to starvation; negative regulation of appetite. Lineage: Eukaryota; Metazoa; Chordata; Actinopteri; Blenniiformes; Blenniidae. The transcript is spliced from 4 exons. Gene Ontology annotation, molecular function: neuropeptide hormone activity.